Molecule: messenger RNA, 838 nt
Organism: Periconia digitata
Lineage: Eukaryota; Fungi; Ascomycota; Dothideomycetes; Pleosporales; Periconiaceae
Source: the annotation of a GenBank genome assembly
AUAAACAUUGGAACACCUUGACCCCCGACGAGGCAGGCGCAAUCUUGGACGUAUACCCGUUCCUGGCCUUUUCUCCCCCACCGCAACUCCCCUUUCCCCCCUCUCUCCUUCCCAAACCACGUCCCUCAAGCCACAAACAGUCGAGCACCUACCUCCCUGACUAUACCCAACUUCCUCCGCUCCCGAGACGAUCGACGGCGGCCAUAGCUCGCAAACCCACACCCACACCCCUCCCUCCCUCCAUCCAUCCAUCCAUCCAUUCCACUCCAUCCAAACAUGGCCAAGCCCAUCAACAUGACUUCCACCCAGGCCCAAAACACCCUCACCCCGGACAUGCGCAACGAGCUCUACUCGGCCCUGCUGUCGGGCAACGGCAUCCGCAACGUCGAGUCCACCCUCGACCACGAAAUGCAAGCCUCGGGCUUCAAGUCGAACCUCAAAGCCUACGUCACCCACCUGUUGCGCUCCGGCGAGUGCACCAGCUACGCUCAGGCCUUGGAUCGCGUCCUCGACAAAAUCCGCUCCGAUUCUCAGCAGCAACCCAAGCCAAACGGCGUCAACGGUACCAACGGCCACGCCAAGGAUGCAGAUGACUACAACCUGCGUCUGCCCGAUGAAGUCGUCACCGCCGGCGCGAGGACGCUGGGCGUCGAGCUCGAAAAGGUUUGCGACAUUGCCGUUGACAGGUGAUCUGCACCGCGGCGAAGCACCAUUUCCCACGCGGCGACAGGGGAAAACAAAAGAAAACAACAACACACGCACAAUACUCAGCCACUUCACCAAAGAAAAAACGGCGGCGCCGACAGCUGCGUCUUGACACGACCGAUGCGGGUCGACG